This is a messenger RNA of Symbiodinium sp. CCMP2456, 858 nucleotides long. The record is from the annotation of a GenBank genome assembly. Lineage: Eukaryota; Dinophyceae; Suessiales; Symbiodiniaceae.
AUGGCAGCCGUUGUGUCGCAGCCCAGUCCUGAGGCUGAGACAGUUGGUUCUGCUAUGCAGAAUGCCCGGGAACCCACGCAAGUCCAAACCACAAUCUACGAGGGCUAUGAAGGGGACGCCCGCCAAGAAGUGGAAGCUACAAUACCGGUUUUGGAUGUGCACGAGCUCCUUGAUUACCUUCAAUCGGAAUUGCACCUGGUAUGCCCAGCGGAGAGCACUCAGCAAUUUUGGGAGCACUUGCGAGAUCGUGGCAAUCCCUUUGCGUUGGGUUUUCCGGGCUCCGACAAGCACGUGCCGUUCACAAUCUAUGGCGAUGAGCUCACAUUGGGCAAGGAUGCCAAGGAUAAAGUGACGGGCGUGUUCUUGCAGCUGACCUUGUUUAAGCCUCGGUCAGCACGCCAGGGCUUGUGGCUACUGUGUGCAAUUCAAGAUGCCGUCAUGGUGCACAGCAACAUGAAGACCCUUAAGCCCGUGCUGGAGCACAUCAUAUGGUCUUGCAAUGUUGCCUUCGACGGGCGAUACCCGCGCCUUUCCUCGAAUGGUACCCUUCUCCGAGGUGCCAAAGCCCAGAAAGCAGGUCAGGAGUUUGCUGGCGGCGCCCGAUGGGCUUGCAGCGAAUUUCGAGGUGAUUGGAAGUGGCACGAGCGCACGCUGAGACUGUUGCGAACUCCCGUUUCCAAGAAGUGCUGCUUUCUCUGCGAUGCAGAGGCCACUGACCAGGCACUUCGUUAUUACGACGUUGCAGAUGGAGCAGCUUGGCGAGCCUCUCAGCUGGACACCAAUGGUUUUCUUGCGAAGGCCAUUCGGCCUGGUGUGCAGAGUAUCCUCGCGAUGAUUUCGAUUAUAGUUUUGUUUUGA